CUGCUCAGGCUCUCCUAGCGUAAACUGUAAGGGGCUGCGUGGCUUAAUGUUGCUUUAUAUUGUUAUUAUUACAGUGCCUUAAUUUGUCAAUAAGAAAUAGCAAUACUGUACAGCUAUCUAAAAGAAGCAGAGUUGAUACAGAAUGAUCUGAAACGGCUUAUCAGGCAGCCGUGAUGCUCAGUUGAAAAUUCAUAACUCAGAACUGUUGGCAUUUAGAAGAAAUAUGUCACCACAUAAGGUUUAAAUCUGGGCCCCUUUCAGGUUUUAUAAAAGUACUGUUGAAGUUAGAAAUGUCAGUGUGUUUGACAGAAGACCAGAAAAGAAAGAUUGAAGAGAACCGGAUUAAAGCACUGGCCAGAAGAGCAGAGAGACUGGCAGCCCAGCAGAAAGAAGUGCAUCCUGGAAAAAACAACUCUAAUAACUUUCUGUACAACAAUUUGCAAAAUGCAGAAUCCUCACCAACCACACUGUUGCCUGUAGCAGCUGAACAUGGUAACUUUAGGGAGGCAAAGAGUUUUCAACAGUGUAACACUGUUCAGGUAUUAAGUGCACAACGAUCACUAGCCAUAAAUGGUCCUCUGAAGCAAGAGUCUUUAAAACCAAAUGCUGAACAGAAUCCAGGCUGGAAACAGCCUCCUGCUGUUCGUGUUGAAGACCCUCAAAGAGCCAAAGAUGUGACUGAUGCAAGUAAAGUGGUGGUGGAGAAGCCUGAUACAGCUACAAAAUUCUUCUAUGGAUCAGCAAUUAAGGGAUCCUCAAGUGCUUCGGCAAAAGUCCCUGAAAGUGUUAAUGGCAUUCCUGGGAAAAAAACUGUGAUUCUUGUGAAAGGGAAGUGUGUAAUGCAUAAUGAAGAACGUUUUCGUGUAGAAGUUGGCUACAACUCUGAUCUGAUUGCUUUGUUUAAGAGCAUACCCAGUAGAAACUAUGAUUCUAUAAUGAAAAUGUGGAAUUUCAGCCUGGAAGAUUACAGUUUUCUCAUGAAUGAAGUGCAAAAGAUAUCUGCAGUGUCCCUGAAGCCAUUGGAUGGCCUGGAGAAUGUGGAUGUGGCAAUGGCUACCAGCCUGUCGAGCAACAGUGCAUCUCUUGGUGCCUUGUUAAGGCUCUGUUGUAACUGGCAAAAGCCCACCGCUGUGACUCAUGCACGUUGUGUGUUGGUGUCACGAUCACGUUUUGAAGUAGAGUCAGGAUAUAAUGCAGAUGUUAUUGCGGCUUUUAAGCAGAUAAAUUCAAGGAAUUAUGAUAUGAAAACAAGGAAAUGGAGUUUUCUUUUGGAGGACUACAAAGAACUAAUGGAGAUCCUAUUUAAACUGCCUUCUGUUGAAACUGAACCACUUCCCCGUGCUGUGAUACAGGCAUUUACUCAACAAUUUGAUAGGACCACAGUGGAAAUUCCCGAGAUCCCAGUCGUCGAUUUGUCUGCUGUUGAUCCUGUUUUGGAGAAAAGUUUAAUGCCCUUUCAAAGAAAUGGAAUUGAAUUUGCAAUUUCAAGAGGGGGUCGGCUGCUUUUAGCUGACGAUAUGGGACUAGGAAAGACAAUACAAGCAAUCUGUAUAGCGAUGUACUACAGAAAAGAGUGGCCUCUCUUGGUUGUGGCACCUUCCUCAGUGAGGUUCACUUGGGCAGAGGCUUUUCAGAGGUGGCUGCCAUCUGUAGAUCCAAAAAACAUCAAUGUUAUAGUUAAGGCCAAAGACAGCUUGAUCUCUGGUCUUAUCAGCAUUAUAAGCUAUGAUCUGCUUAGCAGAAUGGAUAAACAACUUUCAGGAACUUCAUUUAAAGUAUUGAUCAUGGAUGAAUCUCAUUUCAUGAAGAACACAAAGACGGCACGCUACAAAGCUGCAAUGCCUUUGUUAAAGGCAGCAAAAAGAGUGAUCCUUCUUUCUGGUACACCUGCCAUGUCGAGACCUGCAGAGCUGUAUACCCAGAUUACUGCUGUGCGUCCAUCAUUCUUCCCACGUUUCCAUGAUUUUGGAGCACGUUAUUGUGAUGCUAAACAGUUACCUUGGGGCUGGGAUUACUCAGGAUCCUCAAACUUGAAUGAACUAAAAUUGCUUCUGGAAGAGUCUCUGAUGUUACGCCGUCUCAAAAGUGAUGUCCUUUCCCAGCUACCCGCAAAGCAGCGUAAAGUGGUGAUUGUCUCACCUGAUGGGAUAACUGCAAAGACCAAAGCAGCUCUGGCUGCUUGUGCUAAGGAAAUGGAGAAAGGGCACAAAAAUAAACUCCAAGAGAAGGAAGCACUUUUGGUUUUCUACAACAAAACUGCUGAAGCUAAAGUAAGAGCAGCUGUAGAAUAUUUAUUUGACUUGCUUGAGAGUGGACGGGAGAAGUUUUUGGUGUUUGCUCAUCACAAGAUAAUGUUGGAUAAUAUGUGUAAAGAGCUCAAAGAUAAGGGCUUAAAUUAUAUUCGAAUUGAUGGCUCUACAUCCUCUGCUGAUCGACAAGCUCUUUGUGAGCAAUUCAAUUUUUUGGAGAGUAGCUGUGUGGCAAUUCUGUCCAUCACUGCAGCAAACAUGGGCCUGACACUUUCAUCCGCUGAUCUAGUUGUCUUUGCAGAACUAUUUUGGAACCCAGGGGUUUUAAUCCAAGCCGAGGAUCGUGUUCAUCGAAUAGGGCAAACCAGCAAUGUUAAUAUUCAUUAUCUUGUCGCUAAAGGAACAGCGGAUGAUUAUUUAUGGCCAAUGAUACAAGAGAAGAUGAAAGUUCUAGAGCAGGCUGGACUGUCAGAGAGCAACAUCUCAGACAAUGCUGAAUCCGCUAAAUUCACUUGUAAGGAUCCCAAGCAAAAGACGAUUCUUGACAUGUUCCAGAGAUCAUUUGCAGAAGGUGGAGAAGACGGUGAUGACGCAUUUUUUGCAGAGGCUGCUGACGAAUGGGAUAAUUCUGAGUUUGGAAACAGUUCAGAAACUACUGAAUGGGAUGGACCUUGCAAAAAAAGAUGUAUUCAAUAAUGUAAAUAAUUUUUUCUAGUACAUUUUUAAUUUUGUACAAAAUAUUAAUAAUUGUUACAGUUUUAAUAAUAAACUACAAAUAUAAAGCA
Messenger RNA from Erpetoichthys calabaricus (reedfish), 3034 nucleotides. RefSeq names its product SWI/SNF related, matrix associated, actin dependent regulator of chromatin, subfamily a-like 1 (gene smarcal1). Gene Ontology annotation, cellular component: nuclear replication fork. NCBI's taxonomy places the organism in Eukaryota, Metazoa, Chordata, Cladistia, Polypteriformes, Polypteridae. The transcript is spliced from 18 exons. Gene Ontology annotation, molecular function: ATP-dependent chromatin remodeler activity; ATP binding. The record is from RefSeq and is a predicted model, not a curated record. Bases 291 to 2945 code for a protein of 884 amino acids. Gene Ontology annotation, biological process: replication fork processing; DNA repair.